GGCAGCAGCAAGUGAUGCUUGACUUCUGUGAUUAACUGGUAUCCAUGCCAAUUACAAGAUGCGAACAAAAACCUGCCGUUAACCAGCGAAAAACUUCCCAAUCCGCGAAAAUAUUCCAAAAUUUCGAUGGAAAUCGCAUAUGCAGUUUUUUGCCAGCAAUUAGUAGCGACAUCUACUGGUCAAAAACUGUUCCAAGAUCCUGGACUUCAAGUGCGUAGAAAUAAGCGACCAAUAACGUAAACAACAACUUUUACCGGCAACCGCAAUUAUGCACUUGUUUGUUUCAGAAUUCUUUACUGGGAUAAACUAAAUUAAAACAGAGUGACUGAUAGCUAAAACUUUUUAUAUUAGUGGGAAAUUUAUUUCUUGCAGUACAUGUAAUCAGACUUUUUUUUAUCAAAUUGUUCAUGCAGUAUGGGGGAAAAAAGAUUUUCUCAGAAAAGUAAACUUGUUGUAAAUAGUGUUAUUCAUCCUGUAAGAAAAUCUUAUUCCUGUUGUAUAUGUUAUAAGAGUUUUUCAGAAAAAGGUGCACUGACUAUACACAGUCGUGUUCAUACUGGUGAGAAACCUUAUUCAUGUAGUGUAUGUAUUAAGAAUUUUUCGCAAAAAAGCCAUCUGAUAAUACACCACCGUGUUCAUACUGGUGAAAAACCUUAUUCUUGUAGUAUAUGUAAUAAGACUUUUUCAGAAAGAAGUGCACUGACUAAACACAGUAUUGUUCAUACUGGUGAAAAACCUUAUUCUUGUAGUAUAUGUAAUAAAAAAUUUUCAGAAAGGAGUACACUGACUAAACACAGUCGUGUUCAUACAGGUGAAAAACCUUAUUCUUGUAGUAUAUGUAAUAAGAGUUUUUCGGCAACAAGUACACUGACUAAACACAGUCGUGUUCAUACUGGUGAAACACCUUAUUCUUGUAGUAUAUGUAAUAAGAGUUUUUCAGAAAGAAGUACACUGACUAAACACAGUCUUGUUCAUACUGGUGAAAAACCUUAUUCUUGUAGUAUAUGUUAUAAGAGUUUCUCAGAAAGAGGUACACUGACUAAACACAGUCUUGUUCAUACUGGUGAAAAACCUUAUUCUUGUAGUAUAUGUAAUAAGAGUUUUUCAGCAACAAGUACACUGACUAAACACAGUCGUGUUCAUACUGGUGAGAAACCGUAUUUUUGUAGUGUAUGUAAUCUGAGAUUCUCAAGAAAAGGUACACUGACUAUACACAAUCGUGUUCAUACUGGUGAGAAACCUUAUUCUUGUAGUGUAUGUAUUAAGAGUUUUUCACAAAAAUGCCAUCUGAUAAUACACUGUCGUGUUCAUACUGGUGAAAAACCUUAUUCUUGUAGUACAUGUAAUAGGAGUUUUUCUGAAAGAAGUGCAUUGACUAAACACAGUCUUGUUCAUACUGGUGAAAAACCUUAUUCUUGUAGUAUAUGUAAUAAGAGUUUUUCAGAAAGAGGUACACUGACUAAACACGGUCUUGUUCAUACUGGUGAAAAACCUUAUUCUUGUAGUAUAUGUAAUAAAAGUUUUUCAGAAAGGAGUGCACUGACUAAACACAGUCGUGUUCAUACUGGUGAAAAACCUUAUUCUUGUAGUAUAUGUAAGAAGAGUUUUUCAACAACAAGUACACUGACUAAACACAGUCGUGUUCAUAUUGGUGAAACACCUUAUUCUUGUAGCAUAUGUAGUAAGAGUUUUUCAGCAAGAAGUACACUGACUAAACACGGGCUUGUUCAUACUGGUGAAAAACCUUAUUCUUGUAGUAAAUGUAAUAAGAGUUUUUCACGAAAAUACCAUCUGAUAAGACACAGUCGUGUUCAUGCUGUGGAGAAACUUUAUUCUUGUGAUAUAUAUAAUAAAAGUUUUUUACAAAAAGAUCAUCUUGCUCUCACUGUUUAGCAGCUAUAUUCUUGUAUUUGUAAAAAUUAUUUUUACUUAGGGACUAUCCAGGUAAUCACAAUUGUAUUCAUACUUGU
Molecule: messenger RNA, 1970 nt
Organism: Parasteatoda tepidariorum (common house spider)
Lineage: Eukaryota; Metazoa; Arthropoda; Arachnida; Araneae; Theridiidae
Biological process (GO): regulation of DNA-templated transcription; proteolysis
Molecular function (GO): aspartic-type endopeptidase activity; RNA polymerase II cis-regulatory region sequence-specific DNA binding; DNA-binding transcription factor activity, RNA polymerase II-specific
Source: RefSeq, a predicted model, not a curated record